AGGAAAAGGAGAGAAGCCCCCUAUAUAUACUCUAUAUAAAUUACAGCGACGAUUUGUUUACAUCAACGCUAAUCUCUUCUUCUUCUUCUUCUUCUUCUUCCCUGAUUUGAAGAAGUUUCUUGAUUAUCGAUAUCCCCUUAAUCGUCCAAGAUCAUGGCAACAUUGGCACCAGUUCAUGCAACUUCGUUCAAAUCCAUGGAAUCUCGCAAGAGGAGGAUUCCUUUACCGUAUUUGAUCAGACCCUUUAAGAGACAGCCCGUUUACGACACCUACGCACUCUACAACGAUUUCAUUGCCUAUUCAUCUCUCGAGGAUGGGUUCGACUCUGAGAGUGAUGACGAAGAAUCAUCUGUCAAGGCUGUUAGAACCUCUCUGGAGAAAGUCGAUUUAUCCGAAACUGCAUCUGCGGGUUCGCUGACUGAUGAAGAAUACGUGGUUGUCGACGAUGUUGAAACUCCUAAAACUGAGAGAGCAGGCGCGAUUCAAAUGAUGGAACUCGCAAAAGGUGUUGAAGAGUUGGACCUCGAAGAUGCAAGAUCCGGCAAUGAAGAUGCAGGAUCCGACAGUGAUGCUUGGGUGGUUGUGUAACUAACAAGUUUAUGCUUGGGUGGGGUUUUAGGAUAAUGGAAUCAGUUUAUUUCUCUGCCUUCUUGUUUUCUGGACCAGUUGACAUUUUUGUGAAGCUUUCUUUUUUUAUGAUCAGUACAUAUGACAAGAUGGUUUCCGAUUGAAUAAUUGAUCCUUUGUUUUCUUCAGCAA
Raphanus sativus (radish) is the source of this 759-nucleotide messenger RNA. RefSeq lists its product as uncharacterized. The transcript has 6 exons. The coding region runs from base 154 to 588 and encodes 144 amino acids. Lineage: Eukaryota; Viridiplantae; Streptophyta; Magnoliopsida; Brassicales; Brassicaceae. The record is from RefSeq and is a predicted model, not a curated record.